GUAUUUUAAUAGCCUGUUCACAGAACUUUUGUGUAAGGCAGACAAACAAUUGCUACCCAGACAAUCAAGUUUUUAUUUUAGUUCAUUUACUUUUUUCGUCUGGGAAAAAAGCUCUUUUUACUUAUUGCCCUUCUGUCAAAAAUUUGUUUAUGUUUCCAAAAAGAAAAUUUGUUUAUAUUUUUUCAAAAUGAUUGCCUCCGUUGGUUUUGGACUUUCCAUUUUAAAUAAAAGUAUGAAUAGGGGUGACGGAAAUAUCAAUCUUUUUCGUCAAUUGCGCGAUGCCACAAACGUAUUGGAACUUCCAGAAGAAAGAUUUAUUGCCAAUUUUCGAGUAAGUAAGGAUGUGUUUUUGAUGCUGUUGGGUGAAAUGGAGCCACAAAUGAAACGGAAUACCAGGAGCAGCAGUGUUCCACCAAUCGUAAAAGUUUCAACAUUUUUAAAAUUUUUGGCAAGUGGUGGCUACCAAUUUUGUGUUGGAAAUGAGAGUGUCUCAUAUAUGUCAAAGGCCAAAGUUUCGGAGGUGAUAAGCGAAUGCUUGAACAUUGUGGAGCAGCACAUAUGUGCUAAAUGGAUUCGUUUACAAAAAACAUUAGGUGAGGAAGACGAAUGUAAACAAAGCUUUUUCAACAGCGCUGGUGUACCAGGAGUUGUAGGAUGCAUAGACGGCUCCCAUGUUCGAAUAAAGUCCCCUGGGCAACAACAACAGCAUUUAUAUUAUAACCGUAAAGGUUACUACAGCAUAAAUGUAAUGGUGAUAUGCGAUCAUAAUAUGGUAAUAAAUUACGUAGAUGCUAGACAUCCAGGUGCAAAUCACGAUGCAUUUGUGUGGGACCAGAGCGAUGCACAUGAUCAUUUUAAAAAUAAUUUUAUUCGAGGCAAGAGGAAUACAUGGCUGUUAGGGGACUCUGGAUACAAACUUCAGCCCUAUAUGAUGACGCCAUACCGGAAUCCUUCAAAUGCCACCGAAAGGAACUACAACAAGAAACAUUCAAAAACUCGAAAUGUUGUAGAACGGUGUUUUGGUGUUCUAAAGAAUAGGUUUAGGUGCAUCAUAGGAUCGAGAGGGUUGCAUUACAGUCCCGCCAAAGCAACACAAAUUAUAAACACGUGUUGUGCUUUGCACAACAUAUGUAUAUUUUAUAAGAACCAUUUGUUACCAAGUGAUGCUAUGUUCCAAAAUGAAAAUGAAGAUUUUGGUAGUUUUUCCUCUGGCGAUGAAACGGCAGCUAUUACAAUUAGAGACGAAAUAGCUUUAAAUCUGUUAAAUUAAAUAGUUAAAAAUAAUUAAAUAAAUAAACAUAAAUAAUAAAAAUGUAA
Messenger RNA from Musca domestica (house fly), 1317 nucleotides. RefSeq names its product putative nuclease HARBI1. The record is from RefSeq and is a predicted model, not a curated record. Lineage: Eukaryota; Metazoa; Arthropoda; Insecta; Diptera; Muscidae. The coding region runs from base 188 to 1270 and encodes 360 amino acids. The transcript is spliced from 4 exons.